AUGGUGUCUUUUGACGUCGUCUCACUCUUCACGUCCAUACCACAGGCUCUUGCGGUCGAAACGCUCAGUGACCGUCAAAAUUACGACGGGGGUGAUGGCCAGCCCACAGCUCAGGAUCUCAUAGAACUCAUGGGGCACUGCCUCAAGACAUUCUUUACCUUCGAAGGGACCACAUACGAGCAGAUCAAGGGCACUCCAAUGCGUUCACCAAUCUCCGGACUCAUUGCCGAGGCGGUUCUACAAAAACUCGAGAGACGACUAUUCGAGGAGUACAAACCCCAGUUUUGGGCACGCUACGUUGAUGACACCUUCGUAAUCAUAGACCAGGAUAAAAUCAACUACUAUGCGGAAGUACUGAACUCAAUCAUGCCCGAGCUACAGUUCACGAUGGAAGAGGAAGUAGAGGACAAACUUCCAUUCUUGGAUGUUCUCGUCUGCCGCCAACCAAAUGGCGAACUAGCGACGUCGGUCUACAGAAAACCGACGAACACGUUGCAAAUUCUCAGCUACCACAGCAACCACCCGCCACAAAACAAACGAAGCUGUGUCCGCACGCUGUACCGACGGGUGGAAACUCAUUGCAGCACGCCAUCCGCCAAACUGGAUGAGAUAAAGCUACACCGAGAACUCUUCAGAGCCAAUGGCUAUCCGCGGGCAUUCAUUGAACGAAGCCGGAGGCAGCCAAAGAAGCGGAACGAAGAGCAUAGUCCGUACAUUAAAAGGGUCUCGGAAGUCGUGGCCCGAUCACUCGCGCCACUCGGAAUAGGUGUUGCCCACAGGCCUGACUCAACAAUCCGCCGGCAAGUGAUGCGGCCGAAAGAUCCGAUCCCUAAGCAGGAGAUGUCGGCCGUUGUCUACCGACUUCAAUGCAGCUGCGGAAGUUGCAACUACGUUGGGGAAACCGACCGACGGCUGCAAACGCGAAUGCACGAGCAUAAGUUGGCCUUGCGAAGGUUGGACCCAAAGUCGGAGGUAGCAACCCAUGCCGCGCAAAUGGGACACAUCUUCAACUUUGACGCCGUUGAGAUUGUUGGCCGGGGCAGCGAUCACACAGCAAGGCAAGUGCAAGAAGCCUGGAUGUCCACCGACCGCUCUGUCAACCGCCACAUCAAUUUGCCUCCCCCCUACCUGACUUUACGAACCUUCUUAGCGGGGGACAGUCACGGCGCGGGACAAUCGGGGCCGUCAGUCAUCACCGCGGCCGACGGGGGCGAUUCAGGUCACGGUAACAUGCGGGUUGGAUGCAGCCACACAGGCGGCAUUGGCGGAUCACGCAUUGGACAAAGGGCGCCAUAAUAAGGAGUGCUGUGCACAGGACCUCCCAGUCCCUGAAGCUGGGUAGACGGAUAAACUACCCGAAAAGUCGGAUCUCAAAUGAACCCCUCCCCGUGAACGCCCCCUCUUCUUUUGAUAUGCCACCUGGGAAUCGGAUUUUCACUACUAUUGAUGAGACUUAACUGCAUUUAGCAAACCCUGUUGCGAUGUUUCACCGGCAUCAACCAAUUUUCCUGGCCGAGGAUCUAUUAAGGAGCAUAUGGGUCCACAUUUAUACGAACCUACUUUGCCAACAAACAGAUACACCGUCAAGGGCUUGUCUAUUUCUAGGCAGUUUUAGAAUAUUAAAAUAAAGCUACUGCAUAAAAUUAAGUAGACAUCUAUGUGUGAGUAUAUUUUCAAACGCGCAAAUGCUUGGCGGGAACGGCAAUGUUAUGCGAGAUUAGGCACUUUACAAUCUCGAGACAUUUAGCUGGAUUCAUUUAGUCAAUUUCAGAUCGUCGGUUUGCAAUUUUUAUAGGCCUCUUUGCCUUUUAUAAUUGAGAAAAUGCACGUUCUGUACGAAGUGUGAAAAGAGAAGUCAUAAUGGCUGUCGGAUCUUUUAGAUAAAAAUGUUUCUUCUGAGAUCGGAGUGUUCUCUGCCGAUUUCACACAAAUAUACACUCGGAUAGUCUGUUUUACCUACCUAUAAGCCUGGUUAAUCAAUAUCGAAUGCGGGCCAGCGGCGCAUUCGCUGAAUCACAGGUAUUGCCAGCUUCGGGGAUUUGGGCGUUGGUAGAGGGAGCGCUCACCAAUCGUUUCUACGGUACUCACUCGUCCCGUUGUGCCUUGGGGAGUUCCACACUUCAGGGUUGGGUACGAAUGGCUGAUGAAGGCCAAUAAUCCAGAAAUAGCCAUGCAAGUCUCCCUUGUCUUUGUCGGUAAUAACAUUCUGCCUAUAUCAUGCGCCGCUGUGCGGCUGCUGGUUGGACUUGAGAGAGAGCCCUAAGACACAACGGGACGAGUGAGUUCCGUAGAAACGAUCGGUGAGCGCCCGUCUACCAACGCACAGAUCCCCGAUCGUAAACGACAGGACAACGAGACAGUUGCCCAGUGGUUAGGGGCGUUGGACUUCUAACUAACAGGUCGCGAGUUCGAGCGUACGGUGUUCCACACUUUCGGGUUGGGUAUGACUGGCUGACGACGGUUAAUAAGCCAGAAAAAAGCCAUUCUAGUCUCCAUCGUCUUUGCCGGUAAUAACAUUCUGAUCUGUGUGUUAUCGCUGUUGAAGUGUUAUACAACACCUUUGUGCGGCGAUUUGCGGGCAAGGAUUAGCUAUAUGUCAAGAGUCAGAUAAAGGGGGCUUCUUGAGCUUUUCUUACGAAAAUUGCGUUAAUAGGAGUUAUACGGGGUGGCCUCAUAGAAGCCUAUAGAAGGAAACUAUGCAACAGGAGCCCCAUGUCCGGCAGGGCAGUAUGGGUCCACGAGGACGAAAUGCGGUACCGCUUUUGAUUUAGGCUGAACAUCGUGAGACUAAAGGAGGCAUUGGAGAGUUUUCUACUCUGUAGUGCCGAAGCAACGAAGUAGAUCGUGUCGUGAUCUUCACCGUCGGGCACCCCGACAUGACGGCAAUGUUGGCAGUGGGAAUAUGCGUAGAGGAGACGACUCUUGCGUAACCCCAAUUGCGAAAAAAUCUUUUGUCUUUUACUAAAGAAUUACAUAUAGGGGGUAUAGAACAAUGGGUCUAUACAGGCAUUUUUGUAACAGCGCGUCCUUGGGACGGUCUAGUUCAAAGAAUGUCAUUCUGCCGGGAUUAGAAGGUCGUGACUGGAUUGAAGUCAAUUUAGUAAGGGGAUAAGGCCUCCGUCCUUGAGCUCCCUGUUCAUAUCGAUAACCAAAAAUAUAAUCAAUGGUUGUAUCAGAAAAUCUGGAAAUUCAAAAGUUACCGAUAAGUGUGAGCCAGGCGCAAAAAACCAUUGCUAAAAAAUCGUGAUUAUAUGUGCAGUAGUUUCGCAGAAACUGAGCGUCUAGUCUGCACUGAAAGGAUUCAACAGUUUCGGAAAUAACCGCCGCACCAGGGAGUACGUUCUAUGUGCCAAUGACCCUCUGUGAGAGAAGACGUUCUGUCAGACGUCCGAAUGGGCCAGCUUCCUCUACAUCUAAAAGGGAUGACCACGUAGGGGGUCCGUCCCGGCCAAUUCAAAGAAUUCGACAAAGUCAAGGGCGCCCUCACGGCCUCUGACAAUCCGGUAGGUUUGAAUGAGUUCGCCGCGCAGUUGCCUGUAAUUUAGAGGAAAUAGAUUUAGUUAGGUCAGCCUGGUUUCGUAAGGCAAAUGAUCAAGACUCUUGACCAUUUUCGUAGCUAUUGCCUGUACUCUUUCCAGUUGUUGAUAAUCUUUCUUCAACCACGGUCGCCAGGCCUGGACUGCAUAUUCUAAGUGGGACCGAACGAAUGCCCCGUAGGCUUUUCCGAACAGUUCUUUAUCGCUCUGCACAAAUUCACGCCCCAACGUAAAUAACACCCAUAUCGCGUGUUUGGUUUCAGCGAGGAGGUCAUUAAGAAGCCGAGGUCUUUCUGGUCCACAACAUUUGAAAGGGGCUGCCCGUCAAAGAUGUAUUGAAAGGAAUCAUCCUCCUUUGGUGCGGAGUCUCAGGACCAUACGUUUGCCCAUACAAGAGUUGAGGAGCCAACGAGCUGACCAACUGCUCAGGCGGUUGAGACCGUCUUGAAGUGUUAGGGGGCGCUCACCGAUCGUUCAUACGGAACUCACUCGUUCCGUUGUGCCUUAUGGACUCUCUCUCGAUCCCAACCAGCAGCCGCACAGCGGCGCAUGAUAUAUAGGCAGAAUGGUAUUGCCGACAAAGCGCAUACCUGUCUGCGUCAGAUUUGAUAGCUCUCCACUGCUUAACAUUGUCAGGAAACAUGACGGCGUUGAAUCCCAGGUCAUCGACGCAGUCGUUAAUGUAAACUAGGGGCAGCAACGGCCCUAAGACUGAGCCCUGGGGGACACCACUUGAAACGAGGGUAUGGAAUUGACCAAGAACUCUACCGAGCAACGCCUACGUAAAUAAAUAUACUAGACAGUUCACGAUGUUAGCCCUACCCCGGCCACAUACCUAACGUCCUUAGGGUUGGUACUAACUCUUAUUUCCUUGUAGACCGUGUGGGCUAUUGCACAACUCAAUGGACUGCUUUCGACAUCCGUGACAUCUGUGUAUACAGACCCGAAACAUGUCCAAAGCCAUUUAAAAACUCAGCCCCUUGGCCAUCAGACAAAAUGCUGGUCAGAGUCACCGUCAUAUGUGAACAAACGCGAGUACUAAUUCGCAUUUCGGGGCUCGGGUGCCAUUUUUCGGCGCGAUGGACACACAUAUGUGUUGAUGUGUGUGAAUCAUUUACGAUCCUAUUUAAGGCAUCUUUCCGUCUUCGACCUCAUGACCCGCAGCUUUUGAAGGAGACACAAAUGAACCGAAUCCGCGAAUUCUUAGCAGAAAUUCUUGAAUGCCUCUUGAUGUAUAAAGCUUGAUUCCAGUAAACAGGCGACAUAAACUCUAGUUAAGUCCUAUACUAUAGAAGGAGGUAAAUUUUGACUGGGGAUUUCCUUCCGAUGUUAUGUACGAAUUGCAAAUCAAACACUGCAGAUUACCGACAAGUGAAUUAAACAAUGCUACUUUUAAGGCUACAGUAACCACUUACAACUUUGUGAAAUGUUAUGUCAACACUAUAUGCACUCCAAACACUUCACUCUUUAGGAAGUUUGUCAGACGCUUGUCCAACUAAUCUUACAUUUCAAAAGUGAAAGUCUGGUAAGAACGGGAUUCGAGCAUUUAAAAAAGUUCUGUUGGCUUGAGCUUUCGAAUUCACGUACCUGCUCAUCAUCGGACAGAACAACAGAUUUGAAGAAAAAGAAGAAGAAGAAGAAGAAGAAGAAGAAGAAGAAGAAGAAGAAGAAAAAGAAGAAGAAGAAGAAGAAGAAGAAGAAGAAGAAGAUGAUGAUGAUGAUGAUGAUGAUGAUGAUGAUGAUGAUGAUGAUGAUGAUGAUGAUGAUGAUGAUGAUGAUGAUGAUGAUGAUGAUGAUGAUGAUGAUGAUGAUGAUGAUGAUGAUAGGCUCACCGGAACAGGUUUAUUUAGAUGCUGA
Spirometra erinaceieuropaei is the source of this 5393-nucleotide messenger RNA. The record is from the annotation of a GenBank genome assembly. Lineage: Eukaryota; Metazoa; Platyhelminthes; Cestoda; Diphyllobothriidea; Diphyllobothriidae.